UUGACUGGCCAUCAAGUUCAGCACUGCCCAGUUCGUUGUUUGUUUCAACUGGUGAUCAGAUGGGCGUGAACCAGUCCGUGGGCUUCCCACCUGUCACAGGACCCCACCUCGUAGGCUGCGGUGAUGUGAUGGAGGGCCAGGGUCUCCAGGGGAGCUUCUUUCGACUCUUCUACCCCUGCCAAGAGGUGGAGGAGACCAUGGAGCGGCCCCUGUGGAUUCCCCGCUCUGAGUACUGCACUGGCCUGGCCAGUUACCUGCGCUUUAAUAAGCGCUGGGGGGGGUUGCUGUUCAGCUUGGCUGUAGGAUCUUGUCGCCUGCCUGUUAGCUGGAAUGGCCCCUUUAAGACAAAGGACUCUGGAUACCCCCUGAUCAUCUUCUCGCAUGGCAUGGGGGCCUUCAGGACACUGUAUUCAGCCUUCUGCAUGGAGCUGGCCUCCCAUGGUUUUGUGGUUGCUGUCCUGGAACACAGGGACGGGUCCGCCGCGACCACCUGUUUCUGCAAGCAGGCCCCAGGGGAGAACCAGCUGACUCAUGAGCCACUGGAGGAGGAAUGGCUCCCUCACCAUCAGAUUGAAGAAGGGGAGAAGGAAUUCCAUGUCCGGAAUUGCCAGGUACAUCAGAGGGUAAGCGAGUGUACACGGGUGUUGAGGAUCCUGCAAGAGGUCACUGCUGGGCAGAUCGUCCUUAACAUCUUGCCUGAUGGGUUGGAUCUGAUGACCUUGAAGGGCAGCAUCAACAUGAGCCGCGUAGCUGUGAUGGGACAUUCAUUUGGCGGGGCCACGGCGGUCUUGGCUUUGGCCAAGGAGACCCAGUUUCGGUGUGCUGUGGCUCUGGAUGCUUGGAUGUUUCCUCUGGAACAUGACUUUUACCCCAAAGCCCGAGGCCCUGUGUUCUUUAUCAAUGCUGAGAAAUUCCAGACAAUGGAGAGUGUCAACUUGAUGAAGAAGAUAUGUGCUCAGCACGAACAGUCCAGGAUCAUAACUGUCCUUGGUUCUGUUCAUCGGAGUCAAACUGACUUUGCUUUUGUGGCUGGUAACUGGAUUGGUAAAAUCUUCUCCACUCAAACCCGUGGGAGCUUGGACCCCUAUGAAGGUCAGGAGAUUAUGGUGAGGGCCAUGUUGGCCUUCCUGCAGAAGCACCUAGAACUGAAAGAGGACUAUGACCAGUGGGACAGCCUCAUUGAAGGCAUCGGACCAUCGCUCACCCCAGGGGCCCCACACCAUCUGUCCAGCCUGUAGGCACAAUCGGUCAUUUGUGGAAGGUCACUGAGCUGAGUUCCCAUUUGGGGCCUGCCCAGGGACACCCGUAGCCUCCUAUCAAGAAGUGGUUGGCGUGAUCCUUCUUCACAGAUUGAGGAUAUAAUCACGCUGCUGAUUGGAUAACUGGGUACUUUGAUCUUGGACUUGUUGAUCUUAAUCUCACACUGGGACUUGGAUCACUUACUCAUUGGCAAACUGACUUUCUGGGAACCGAACCCUGAUGGUGUGGGGAACAAGCAGUGGGGUAGAGUUCGGGGGCAGGGGGUUGCUUCAAGCUCCAAGCUGAACAGUAUUAACCCAGCAGCCUACUCCCUCCCCUUGGGCCAUUGUGGCUUCUGUCGUGGAAGAAAUGAAGCCAAAGGAUGGAGUAAAAUUCCCACCUUCAGGACCUCUAGCCCAGCUUAGCACUAUCUCUUCAUACCUCUCAGCCUUCUCCCUCCCCAGGGCCACUUGGUAAGUUCUGAGCACUUUAGGUAACUUUCUAGGAUAUGGACCACCAUCAGAUUUUCUGUUUAUUUUCUUAUUGCAUGAAACAUGGUUAGGACUCAGACUUGUGAGCCCAUGGAGGAGGGCAGAAGCAUUAUCCUCACAGCAUAGGUGGAGAAGCUGAGGUCCAGAGUGGUAUCACAGAAGCUCUGGAUGUCAUGGAGGUUUGCCAAAAAUGUACCUUGACGAGAAUCAACACAAAUUGGUAGAGAUAGAGAAGGUAGAUUAACACCAGUAAAUGGCCAUUUGAACAGGCCCUUGCGACAGGAGGGAGGCAGUUUGGUUGGUUAGAAUUCAGGUGGCCACCCCUGGAGAUGUCUAGGAACACUUUGGUCUUGCCUCUUAACCUCAGAUAUCAUGAGUCUCCAACUUGCUCAGAAUCAAGGUGCUGUAAUUAUUUUCUGGCUCUGAGGCCCUAGCCUCAAAUGUAUAUCAAGAUAUAGACUGAAUUUCCAUUCUGUUCCAUUUAUAAUAUGAAUGAUAUUAAUACUCAUGUUUGCCUAAUGAUAUGUUGGAAUAUUUUCUUUAUUUAAUCUGCAUUAGAGCAAGAUGGCGAGCCAUCUGGAAGUAACUUUUCCUUCUGUCUUUCUUUGUUCGCUUACCACUUAUGCCCAUGUGGAAAAAAAAAACUUUAAAAGGAAAGGAAAUCUUCUUGGAAAUCUAACUCAAAGCUGUCUGGGAACAUCAACCUGAAACUCUCCUCUCCACUCCUCUAGACUUCAUACCUCAGCCCAGGUAGGGGACCCCAAGACAAGGCAGGAGCAAAAGGGAAAUGCAUCUCUACACAGUAGAUCCAAGGUCAGUGCCACCAAAGCAGGCUGGGACCAUGUCUCCCAUCUCAACAGCUAUUCUUUCUAAGACAUGAAAUAUCAGAUCCACUGAGACUGUGAACCUUGGGAGGAUCUGAAGAAUUCCGGUGAGACGGAGUGUAAGGAGAAUAUCAUUCAUUAAAGCACUGGGCUCUAGAAUUCUGUAUCCUGGUUUUGAGUCCCAGCUCUACCAGU
Neomonachus schauinslandi (Hawaiian monk seal) is the source of this 2749-nucleotide messenger RNA. It is a transcript of the gene PAFAH2, whose product is annotated as platelet activating factor acetylhydrolase 2. Bases 60 to 1238 code for a protein of 392 amino acids. The record is from RefSeq and is a predicted model, not a curated record. Gene Ontology annotation, molecular function: 1-alkyl-2-acetylglycerophosphocholine esterase activity. NCBI's taxonomy places the organism in Eukaryota, Metazoa, Chordata, Mammalia, Carnivora, Phocidae. The transcript has 11 exons.